AUUGGCCAAAGCCGUUGUCGGUCCCACUUGAGGACCACAGCGGUGUGAUACCGAAGCCACGUUGACGAAAAAGUGGUUUAUAGCUUUUUUUAAAAGCCGGGAAGCCGAGAACCCGUUGCCCACUGUUAUUUGCGAACCCAGGAACCUCAGUGGGGGUCAACUAAGCGAAGAGCACAUCAGUCACAUCAUCUGACAGGAUGAGCGUUGGAUUUAUUGGAGCUGGUCAGCUGGCUCAUGCCCUGGUGAAAGGGUUCACAGCUGCAGGUGUGAUUGCUACACACAGGAUCACAGCCAGCUCCCCAGACACAGAUCUGCCCACUGUGUCAGGACUGAGGAAAAUGGGGGUGAACCUGACAACUAGCAACAAAGAGGCCGUCUCUAAGAGUGAUGUGCUCUUCCUGGCCGUGAAGCCCCACAUCAUCCCCUUUGUUCUGGACGAGAUUGGACCAGACAUAGAGGACCGCCAUCUCAUCAUUUCCUGUGCUGCAGGUGUCACCAUCAGCUCCAUAGAGAAGAAACUGCUUCAGUACCGUUCAGCUCCUAAAGUCAUGAGGUGUAUGACCAAUACUCCAGUGGUGGUGAGAGAAGGAGCCACAGUGUAUGCUACUGGGACACAUGCAGAGGUGGAGGACGGCAAGUUACUAGAGCAGCUGAUGGCCAGUGUAGGUUUCUGCACUGAGGUGGAGGAGGAUCUUAUUGAUGCCGUCACUGGCUUGAGUGGCAGUGGACCAGCUUACGCGUUCACAGCCCUGGAUGCUCUUGCAGAUGGAGGAGUGAAGAUGGGUCUGCCCAGGAGACUUGCUGUCAGACUUGGAGCUCAGGCUCUACUGGGAGCAGCUAAGAUGCUGCUGGACUCUGAGCAGCACCCGGGCCAGUUGAAGGACAACGUGUGCUCACCAGGGGGCGCUACAAUCCACGCCCUGCACGUCCUGGAGAGCGGUGGUUUCCGCAGCCUACUUAUAAAUGCUGUAGAGGCGUCAUGCAUCAGGACACGUGAGCUUCAGUUCCUGGCAGAUCAAGAGCGUAUUUCUCCAGCAGCCAUUAAGAAGACCACGUUGGACAAGGUGCUCCAGCAGCCAGGUGUCGCGGUCAGCGGCGUGUCUAAUGGCAGCGGCAGAGCAGGGCUCAGCCUGUUCAACGCUCGCAACCCAAUGGUCAAGAAGAAGAACUGAAUACACAGAGAGGCUGACGCGCACACAAACAUGGGAGUAGUAGAAGGAAACACCCCCAGGACUGGUCUUAAAUCAAAUCCAAAGUAUGUCACCAAAUUAUUUAUUCAUACUUUAGUGACCUAUGGACACUAGACCUAGUGAGGUCACCACGACUUCACACACAUGCACAGAUGUAUUCUGGGUGUAUUGCUCACACAUGCUGUACACAACACUAUGUUGUGAUGGAGGAUUACUGUCUAUACACACUCGGAUCCAGAUCUACUGAAGAACAAUGUGCAUUAACAAUCUGCUUUGCUUGAGUUCUGUGCUAUGUGAAGCUUAGUAAUGACCCGUUGAGCCAUUGUGGGAUCCUGGUAGGCACCUGCUAAGAUCCCAUCAAGCUUUUAAUGUAUGUCUUUGAUGCCCUUUUUUGUGAGUCAACAAAACCCUCUACCUUUUUUUCUUUUACUUGUUCAAAUACCGAUCUUUGCUUAGCCGACAGUAUUGCACCAUUAACAGUGACUGAAUAUGAAUUCAACAAAAUACUAAACACUACAGUGUUAUCAUGAGGUUUCUUGCACAGUAAGAACAUUGUGCCUUUACUCCAGAACUUUCUCACCUAUAAAGGUGUUUGAGGCAGCAUUUGGUCAGAUCCGUUUUUCUUCUGUCAUGUUUGUUGAUUUUUUUUUUUUUUUUAAUUUUCUUUUUAAGGGUUUGAACACCAAAAUCUUGAAGUGAAAGUCAUCAGAUGUAAUUUUAUUUUACAUCAUGGGUAAAGUUAUGACGUUUUUCCUCAUGAGGGAAUGUGAUAUUACCUGAAAGUGCUACAGGUUUUGCUUGUGAAUUUAUUUGUAAAGAGGUUAAAGCAAAAGCCAUCACGCUAUCCUGAUUGUCUCCUUUUUUAAAAUUGUAUAAAUUCCUAUUACAGUUAUGUAUUUUUUGUUUGGCAUAUGAAGUUGUCGUCCUGUCCCUCAAAUUAAAGAAGCUAAAUAGCAAAUGUCAUUGUUUGAAUUCUAGAUUUGGCCUGAAUUGAACAUAUUACAACACUGA
Messenger RNA from Betta splendens (Siamese fighting fish), 2201 nucleotides. RefSeq names its product pyrroline-5-carboxylate reductase 1b (gene pycr1b). Gene Ontology annotation, molecular function: pyrroline-5-carboxylate reductase activity. The transcript has 9 exons. NCBI's taxonomy places the organism in Eukaryota, Metazoa, Chordata, Actinopteri, Anabantiformes, Osphronemidae. The coding region runs from base 198 to 1172 and encodes 324 amino acids. Gene Ontology annotation, biological process: L-proline biosynthetic process. The record is from RefSeq and is a predicted model, not a curated record.